Messenger RNA from Aspergillus ibericus CBS 121593, 1320 nucleotides. Its product is annotated as putative iron-sulfur cluster-binding protein. Gene Ontology annotation, molecular function: 2 iron, 2 sulfur cluster binding. The transcript has 6 exons. The coding region runs from base 1 to 1320 and encodes 439 amino acids. The record is from RefSeq and is a predicted model, not a curated record. NCBI's taxonomy places the organism in Eukaryota, Fungi, Ascomycota, Eurotiomycetes, Eurotiales, Aspergillaceae.
AUGAUCACUGAAAGACUGAGCUCGGCUCUCUCCUCGGCAUUGUCAGCCUCGAUACUGGUUGCACUGCUGGUGGGGUUAGCUUCCCUCCUCCACGCCUUAUACCGAUCUUUACUUGAUGGACACAAGUCACGGCUCAGAACUGAGUCGAAGGAAUCCAACAUAGGACCUGGACAAGGAGACAACGAGAACGCUGUCUCCAAGGAGUCAGACUUUCCACAAGACUGGUGGACUGGCUCUAGUGUGUUUGAGCUGGAACGACGUGCUAUCUUUGCCAAGAAAUGGAUAUAUCUUACACAUCGCAGUCGAUUCUCCAAAGCCGGUGACUACCAUUCGUUUGACGUGGCCGGCAUUCCCAUCUUCCUGAUUUUAGGGAAAGACGGCCUCGUGCGGGCAUUCCAUAAUGUCUGUCGCCAUAGAGCUUACACAAUCACGAGAAAGGAGUGCGGUUCUUCUACGGUUCUUGGGUGUCGAUAUCAUGGUUGGAGCUAUAAUACUCAUGGGCAGCUUAUCAAAGCCCCUCACUUUGACAGCGUGCCAGGCUUCGAUAAAUCGCAAAAUGGCCUGUUUUCAAUCCACACCACUACAACACCUACGGGGUUUAUCUUUGUGAAUCUCGACGCAUCUCCCUCGGUGCGUCCUGUUGAUACAAGUUCUCUUGAUUCCUUUGCGAGAAGACACGGCAUUGGAGGACAGUCUACUUGGCUAGGAGGGCAGACAAUCGAAGGCCAGUUUAAUUGGAAAUUGGGUUUGAGAGCUCAGAGAUUCAUCGACAGUACGAAACUCCAGCACGAACCCCCACAACCAAAGUAUCGGUUUCUGUCGUCGCGCUUGUUCAAUUCUCCGCGAAGGUGCUCGGAAGACAUCAGGGUCUUUCCUUUUACGACCUUCCAUACACUCGAGGGGGCGGCGAUUUGGUAUUCUUUGAGCUUUGUUCCCAUAUCUGCACAAAAGACGUCAGUUCGAUUCGACUUGUACUCACACCGAGAUAUGGGCGGUCCUAGGCGUUCAGCAAUACAAGAUGAUCUAUCUAGCCGAUUGAAAACCGACAUUCAAGUACUGGAGGUAGAAUUUCAAUCUUAUUUCGGGAGUCCGACGCUCCCCGCUGUUAUUUCUUCGGCAUCAAGCCCGGAUGUUGCAGGCACACAGAAAGCGAUCCUCGAUAUCCUUAAACGCCACUCGAAGCUGGAGAAACAACAAGGGACCGAGGUAUUUCCUGCUACAAGGAAUUCUAGAAGAAAUGCAAGAUUUGAGCAGGCUGAACAGCUCUGCAAAGACCUCGAGUGCCAAGACACUUGGAAUCGCAAAAGUCUCGCUUGGUGA